Messenger RNA from Mercenaria mercenaria, 2205 nucleotides. Its product is annotated as alpha-(1,3)-fucosyltransferase fut-5-like. The record is from RefSeq and is a predicted model, not a curated record. Bases 105 to 1598 code for a protein of 497 amino acids. Gene Ontology annotation, cellular component: membrane. Gene Ontology annotation, molecular function: alpha-(1->3)-fucosyltransferase activity. The transcript has 2 exons. Lineage: Eukaryota; Metazoa; Mollusca; Bivalvia; Venerida; Veneridae.
GCCAUUUGCAACACUGAAAACGUAUACAAACUCCUCAACACUUCGUACAACGCUGUGUCAGUUAUUUAUAUUUCAAGUGAAUACUUGGACCAUUAACAGGAGCCAUGAAAACGAAGCCAAAGCAAUUGCUAGAAAUAUAUAUGUUUGGUGUAAUUAUCUUCGUGGUAGCUAUUGUUGUAAUCGAUGCGAUUGCCUUGCUGCAAUAUUACACACUUACUAGUUUAAAACAAAAGUAUCCAAAAUUUUAUGACACACCAACAGAUGAGUAUAUGCCUUUAAUCUUUCGGCAUACCAAUAUGUCCAUGGGAUCAAAGCAAAUGGACACUUCCGGUAUCCAGGGCUCUAAUGAUGUAACGAUUGAGAAUUAUGAUGGAAAAUAUAAUGUCUCAUCAAACGACAUUCAGUUUAGACAAAAAAGUCUAAAAUCUGUAGAUACGACAGCAGAUGAAAAAAUGACGCUUGCAGCAAAAACGUUUUCUGAAAAAAUAAGUGAGGGGGCUUUGAAUAUAAAUGAAGGUAAAACGCAUCGGAUAGCCUUGUACGGAGUUCAGCAUCCGGUUCUACGCCACAGGAUAUUGAGUAUGAAAAUGUCAUCGUGUUAUACAUAUAACAACUGUAGGUUUUUCUAUAUAGAAGGACUAGGAAUGGAAAAAGUUGAAGCUGAUGCAGUUAUAUUUGAUGAACGGAAUAUUCCUGAAAUACUUCCUGCGCACUCGAAUAAAAACCAAGUGUUUAUAUAUACCGAGCUAGAGCCACCACUAUUUAACCAUAAAACGAAUCUAGAUAGAAGAAGAUUCUUUAAUUAUUUCAAUUAUACAAUGACAUAUAGAUUAGAUUCUACCAUCCCAUUCCCAUAUGGUUCAGUAGUUUUGACAUCUGUCGAAGUUGAUGCUGUUAGGAAGUUAUUUGAAACCAAAGGGUACUUCGAAAGCGCCAACAGAGCUGUUGCCCAACUUACUGAUAAUCAGGACAAUGUUAGAAAAAAUUACAGACAUAUAUUUCAACAGAAACAUAAACAGGUGGUCUGGUUUGUAGGUCGUUGUACUACUGCCAGUAAACGGGAACAGUAUGUUAAAGAAAUGAGGAAAUAUAUAGAUAUAGAUGUAGUUGGCGCGUGCAAUUCAGAAAACCUAAAUAUAUGUCAGAAUGAAAGCAAACUCGAAUGUGAAUACAGAAUUUCCCCCAUUUAUAAAUUUUAUAUUGCAUUUGAAAUCUCGUUUUGCAAUGAUUAUAUUACUGAAAAAACUUUCAGAUGGUUUAGUCGGGAUAUUGUCUUAGUUGUGCGAGGUGCAAGAAAUUACGAUAAAUUUCUGCCGAAAGGCACAUAUAUUGAUGCAGAACAAUUCAGAUCACCUAUGGAAUUAGCACUUUACCUUACUGAACUAGGCUCAGAUGAAAUGCGAUACACCGAGAUCCUUAGGCGGAAGGGAAAUUACAAAGUUAUAGAUACCAAAACACACGGACAGAUGUCGUUUUGUAAUUUAUGUUAUAGACUUAACAACAUCGCUCAUUAUAGAAAUGUAAUUGCAGAUAUGAGCAAUUGGCGGAAAGGAAAUACUUGUGAAAAUGCUAGUGAUAUGCUUACUUCAAAGGAAUAACUGAGUAUCGAUUUGGUUUCUAUUUCAUUAUGUGGUGUUCUAUAAUGUUAGCUAACUUAUUUACCUAUAUAUUAACUUACAUGAUACGCCAGAAAUAAUAAACCAGUCAGGAUGACACCACUCUUUAAAAAAAUGGAAAACAAAACAUACUGAAUAUGUUUCAAAACCAACCAAAUGUUUACCAAAUAACAAGAGAGGACUUCAAUCCAGCAUUCAUGUAUGUAUUUUAUUAUCUAAAAUGUACAUAUUGGGAAAUAAAAUCUGUUUCAACCAAAAUAUCAAAAUUAGUAAUUUAAGGAUAUGGUCUAAAUUUAGCAUUCUGAAGUAAAACAAAGUCAUUAAAGAUAGCUGACUACGUCUGCAAAAUAUGAUGAUGUUUGCAAACGGACAAAGCACACUUAGAUUUUUUUAAAUCAACAAAUUUAAGUAAACUUUCAAACAAGCCAAAAAGAAGUGCAACAUAAUGUGACCUUUUAUUUAUGUCUGAAAAUAUUCUAUGCAAAUUUAGAACUGUAAAAUCUAAACAAAAAACUUUAUAAAAAAUUACAAAAUGUGUAUCUCUUUGUAUGGCAUUUGCUAAAAUUUCGUUAAUGAAAAUAUAUUUUGA